UAACAACGGUGUGAACAUUUGUUGUCUGGUGCGCUGCUGUCGAGCUCUUGUACGGUCGGCUGAUCGGUUGCCUACGAAAAUGUGACUUGAAAAACUUUAUCUCAGACACUCUGCAGACACUUUAAAAACACUUUACAUCGAGAUAACUGAUUGAUGAGGAGGGGGGUGUUGCUCUUUGGGACUUUAGUUACGUGAAGUUGUGCCUGCUGACAACUGUUAGGCAACCAACGAGUUCCAUAUAUUGACAGUUCAGGUAUUCCUGCAUUCCUUAACCUGUUGGGGAGUUUAUAAUAGUAAAUUAUGUGUGUCCCGAUUUUUCCUAUAAAUGUGAAUGACACGCUUACCACGCAUAUGUAAUACGUUAACUUGGUGUUAUUUGUGUUGUGUGUGGCUUUUGAACCUCAUCCUGCAACACUGAUACGAUCCUUUCAUUGGACACGUUUUCUGCGCCACCUAGAAUUUUCGGGUCUUUGUUGUGACCGGCCGCCAUGCUCAAACAACGAUCGGACAGGAUAUGAUAUGUGGGAUAAUCACCUUUCCGUGGUUCGUGUUCUAGUUAACAUUUAAAAUGAAUUCGAGAACGGAUGUCAAUCGGAGAGUUCUUGCUAUCAAAGCCAAAAAGAAGCGCCACAAACCUGGAAAGCGAAAAGGUAAAAAUGAGGAAUAUGGAUCAGCAAUGAAUCGGGACUCCAGGGCGUUCUCAAAUAAGGUGGAUCCGUAUCACUCGUCCUCGAAUGAAACCAUUGAGGAUGAUGAGGACGAUUACUUCAGUUCUGACGAAGAAGAACAAGAAGACUCGAGUGACUAUUGCAAAGGCGGGUAUCACCCCGUCAAAAUUGGGGACGUAUUUCAAGGCAGGUAUCGUGUCACCAGAAAGUUAGGUUGGGGUCACUUUUCCACUGUUUGGCUUUGCUGGGAUCUUGUAGAUAGACAAUUUGUUGCUAUGAAGGUUGUAAAAAGCGCGUCUCAUUUUACGGAAACAGCUUUGGAUGAAAUUAAGUUACUUAAAGUGGUUCGUGACUGUGACGUGAACGAUCCUAAAAGAAUUAAGACAGUGCUGCUAUUGAAUGAUUUUAAAAUUUCUGGUGUAAACGGCACACAUGUGUGUAUGGUGUUUGAAGUGCUGGGUCAUAAUCUUUUGAAGUUGAUUAUUAGAAGUAACUAUCGUGGAAUUCCACGUGAAAAUGUGAAAUGCAUUAUUCGACAAGUCUUGGAAGGAUUGGAUUAUUUACAUACAAAAUGCAAGAUAAUUCACACUGACAUUAAACCAGAAAAUGUUUUGGUUUGUGUUGACGAGAAUUACAUUCGAAAAUUAGCAUCAGAAGCUACUGAAUUGCACACAAUGGGAAUCAAAUUACCAGUCUCUUUAGUAAGCACUGCGCCAAAAGAAUUUCAGGAACCAAACCCUAAUGCCAAAAUGUCUAAAAGCAAGAAGAAAAAACUGAAGAAAAAAGCCAAACGUCAAACUGAAUUGCUAAAGAAACAAAUGGAACAAAUUGAAGAAAUGGAAGAACAAAAACGCAAAGACUUGCAAGAUGGUGAACUUGAAACUUCCAUGAACGAAGCUGACUCUGGUACCACUCCUCCAGGAAAAUCAGAUGAAGAAGAAGUUGGUGAUGAUACUGUGGAAUCUGAUGCUAAAGUGAUAAAUGCACCUUAUGAAAAUGGCUGUGAGAAAGAGGAAUUAAUCAGCAAAUCAAUGGGAGAUUCGGAAAUAACCACAGAAAAAAGUAUGCAGCGAACAUGUAAGAAAAAAGCAAGGAGACAAGGAAGUGGUGAGAGGUUAACAUCUGGAGAAUCCAAAGCCGAACCAUGCGAUAAAAGCCAGAAGUCUCCAUCAGGUGUAAUACCUCGACCAACAACUACUUACAAGUCUUCGAAUGGUGCUAGGACAGAAUUGGAUCCAGCCUUUGAGAUCAGUGAUAUUGAAGUAAAAAUAGCUGAUUUAGGAAAUGCUUGUUGGACACAUCGGCACUUUACCGAGGAUAUACAGACAAGGCAGUAUCGUUCACUGGAAGUUUUACUAGGUGCUGGUUAUGGAACUUCAGCAGAUAUUUGGAGCACAGCUUGUAUGGCCUUUGAACUGGCAACUGGUGAUUAUCUGUUUGAGCCUCAUUCAGGAGACGAUUAUUCACGAGAUGAAGAUCAUUUGGCCCACAUAAUUGAAUUAUUGGGUGAGAUUCCUCGCAAGAUAGCAAUGUCUGGUUCACACUCUCGUCAGUUUUUCAACAAGAGAUGUAAUUUAAGACAUAUUACUGGACUUAAACCAUGGGGGCUGUAUGAAGUUUUGACUGAAAAAUACGAAUGGGAUCAUAAAGAAGCACAAGAAUUUACCUCUUUUCUCCGCCCAAUGUUGGAGUUUGAUCCAGAUCGGCGAGCAACUGCUGCUGAGUGUUUGAAACAUCCUUGGCUUAAUAAGUAGCAAGAACUUUCUGAUGAUAUAGACGAUAAAUUUGUAGUUCUAAAAAGCAAAACUGUUGAAUAUAUUAGUAAUUGCUAUAGAUAGCCUCAAGGAAAUCUGGAUAGUUGAGAAACAACCAUGCCAAUUGUUUGUAUUUUGUCCCUGAAGUAAAAUGUAUUCUUGAAUUAAGGCCUCUGUUUGUUUAAAUCAUUAUAUUUAGUGAAUCCAAAUUUAGUGUUUUGUGUUAUAUUUAUUUGAUGAAGCAAGUGCUUAGUUAUACAAAUUAUAGAAAAGUUAUUUAUAUUGAAACUUCUAUUUGUGAUUUGGUGCACUCUCUUAUAUCUACAAUAAUGUAGUACAUAUAUUCUUUUGAAGUGUACAUUACAAUUCAAGCUGUAUGUUAACUGUCCCAUAUUGGAAGGUUUUUAGACAUUGGGUAACUUCAGUCAUUAUUUAAUCUAAAGUGCUGGUAUUGUUACUAUUUAAAAUCUUGGUAUGAGGAAUCAACGUGUUGGUGUACUAGGAGCUGGAAUUGUGGGACUGACUACAGCUCUUGAACUACAAAGGGAAUUCCCAUCAUUGCAAAUAACACUUAUAGCUGACAAGUUCAACAAUGAAACUACUAGCAGUGUGGCGGCAGGCAUUUUCCGACCUGCUUCCAGUUUUGAAGGGAUUUCAAGAGACAUUACAAGCCAAUGGAUACAAGAUUCAUACUAUUUCUAUGACGGAUUAUGUCAAUCAGUUGACAGCAGUGCAGCUGGGGUGACUCAAGUAUCUGGAUAUCAAUUUUCAAGUACAUCUCCUGAAAUUGUCAGAAACCCUUACUUGGAACACCUCUUGCCUGUCUAUCGCUCUGCUACUGAAGAAGAAUUGAGACUUUGUCCUGGUAAUUGGUUGUAUGGAUCAUUUUAUACAACACUACUGACUGAAUGUUACAAAUUUCUGCCUUGGGCAUUAGACAGGUUCAAACUAUCAGGUGGUAAAGUACUCAAGAAAAUUAUAUCCAGCUUCAGUGAUGUGGCAGAUUAUGAUGUUCUCAUCAAUUGCUUCGGGAUGGGAGCUAGAAACUUGUGUUCUGACUACAAACUUGUACCUAUCAGGGGCCAGAUUAUCAAGGUUCAAGCUCCAUGGAUAAAAACCUUCUUCUACGCAGAUUAUGAUACAUAUGUCAUUCCUGGUUCUAAGGCUGUUACUUUGGGAGGGUGUCGCCAAUAUGAAAGUUAUGAUCUAUCUAUUAACCCUCAUGAUAAAGCAGCUAUUCACGAACGCUGUGUGAAAUUAUUACCCAGUUUGAAGAAUGCACGUGUUGUUGCUGAUGCUGUAGGUCUUCGACCACACAGAAGUACUGUCAGAGUUGAAACUGAAAUAAAAGAUACAGGCUCUGAGAAAAUAAAGAUCAUUCACAAUUACGGUCAUGGAGGGUAUGGCGUGACUGCAGCACCUGGUACAGCUAAAUAUGCUGUUAAAUUGUUUCGUGAACUUCAUUCUGCUGGUUUGAGGAACAAACUUUAGUUUUGUGUAAACGGUUUUCUUAGGGAUUGCAUUGGCAGUAACAUUUCAUAAUAUUGAGAUCAUGGUAUAAUUGGAUUAAUAGGUAAAUACAUUUGAUUGUUGUAUAUGGCACGGCUUGCAAAAUAAAUUGUUUAAAAAAAACAACAGUUUAAUUAAUUUUCGCAUGUUUAUCGGUUUUUACUCUCCUUAUUGGUGCAGGUUUAUAUUUAAUUGUACUCGUGCCAUGACUACAUGAAUUACAUCCCUCCUUGUUCAUUAUGAUGAUAAAACCGCCAGUUUGCUCUGGUUUAAUCCAGUUAAUAGCUAUUUUGUAUAAAAGUCAUGUUUUCAUGAACAUUGUAACCUCCAUUAUCCAAGGUCUCUUUCUUAAUGAAAAUUAUGAACUCUAAUCUGUCUUCUAGGGAUGGUUUAACCAAUUUAAUAAAUUUAUUUUGAAUCUGAUCAC
This is a messenger RNA of Gryllus bimaculatus (two-spotted cricket), 4358 nucleotides long. NCBI's taxonomy places the organism in Eukaryota, Metazoa, Arthropoda, Insecta, Orthoptera, Gryllidae. The record is from the annotation of a GenBank genome assembly.